This is a messenger RNA of Adelges cooleyi (spruce gall adelgid), 1526 nucleotides long. RefSeq names its product phospholipase ABHD3-like. The record is from RefSeq and is a predicted model, not a curated record. Gene Ontology annotation, molecular function: monoacylglycerol lipase activity; acetylesterase activity. Gene Ontology annotation, biological process: medium-chain fatty acid catabolic process; medium-chain fatty acid biosynthetic process. The transcript has 8 exons. Bases 69 to 1277 code for a protein of 402 amino acids. Lineage: Eukaryota; Metazoa; Arthropoda; Insecta; Hemiptera; Adelgidae.
UCAUUUUUCAACAUAUAUAUUUUUUUUUUAUUACGAGUUUAACCUAUUUUAUAACCGUUAUUCAUACAAUGGCCUUUUUUGUAAACCAAAUAUUAAGUUUAAGUGGUUUUUCUUUACUCUGUGUUAUUGGAUCAAUUGCAAUUAUUGGAUUUACAUAUUAUUAUUUGACAUCUGUAGUGAAAAAACCCAAACUUUAUUGUAAAGAAGGUAAUUUCAAGAAAUUUGUUCAACAAAACAUGCCUAUUAUCAAUGAAAAAUACUGGCCACUAAUGUGGUGCUUUGAAAGUCGUUUUCAUAGUAUUUUAGCAGUUAUUAUACGAUCAGUAGUUGUGCCGUCUGUAAAAUAUAAAAGAGAAAUACUGAAUCUUAAAGAUGGUGGUCAGGUAGCAUUAGAUUGGUUGGAUGCAAAUGAUAACUCAAAUUCUGAAUGUGCUACAAUUUUGUUUUUACCUGGAGUGGCUAAUGAUAGUCAUUCUGAGUACGUAAGAGCUGUAUCAUUAGCCUUGAAAAAAGCUGGAUUUCGCAUAAUUGUCUUCAACUAUAGAGGAGUUGGAGGUGUAGAAUUAAAGACGCCAAGAGGUUAUUGUGGAAAUAAUACAGAAGAUCUCACAGAGGUAAUUAAUCAUGUAAAACAAAAGUACCCUAAAACAAUUUUAGGUGGGUUAGGAGUAUCAUUGGGCGGUCUGAUUUUGGGGAAUUAUCUACAUUCAAAUGAACAACUAACGCACAAACAUUUCAGUGCAGCAAUGAUUGUUUCAUUGCCUUGGAAUUUUAAUUCUGCCAUGUCCAAUAUUGAGAAACCAAUCAUGAAUCGAAUAAUUUGUGCUUAUCUGAUAAACUACAUUUCAACAAUAGCGAAGAAAAAUCGCAAGCUUUUAUUAAAUUCUCAUAAUCAUAAAUGGAAUUACAACGAAAUUAUUAAGAGUAAAACUAUGAGAGAAUUUGAUAGAAAUUACACAAUACACAUGUUCGGUUACAAUACAGUUGAUGAAUACUAUGAUUCUGCUUCAUUACAUGACAAAAUAGACCGUUUUCAUAUACCAUGUUUAUGCUUGAGCGCUGCUGAUGAUAGUUUUUCUUUGGAACAAGAUAUACCUUUAGAACAGGCGACAACUACGGAUAACGUGGCAAUUUUGUUGACUGCAAGAGGCGGGCAUAUUGGUUUUUUGGGAGGUUUAUGGCCAUUUUCGGAAAAAAACGAUUUUAUGUUACAGGCAAUCGUUCAAUAUUUUAGUGGAAUUCUCAAAAACGAUAAUUAUACACAAUUUUAUAGUUGAUUACCUGCCAGUUUUUACUUUUAACAAUCACGAUGAUUGGGAUUUUUAUUUUUUUCUUCUUCGUCAAUUCAUAUAAUAGUAUAGUAUAUAUUAUGUAUAACUGUCGUGGUUAAAUGCAGUCUUGUGUUUGUAUUAAUUAUUGUGGUUUUUAAUAGCUUUUAUUAGUUAAUAUGAUGUCUCUGGGCUAAAUUAUGAAUAUUAUAUUUUAUAACUAUAGAUACAAAUGUUUUAUAAUUAAAUUAUGUAAUA